AUGACCCCACCCCGGGUGCAAUCCGAAUCUACCAGGAUUGACGAUCUGCCGUUGCCACCCGCUGCUGCAGGAAGGCCCGUCCCGUCUCGUUGUGUAGAGUCUACACCCAUCCUAGUCGCUCGUGCAAGACUGUCACUCGCCGUCAACGACCAUCGUGACCCUCAUGUGUCUCAAAGUCUGCCCAAGAUGAAGACGGACGAAAAAGCAGCGGCAAAGAUAGCAGCACAAGAGAGCGACAGCCAUGAGGCGGGUAGGGUGAACAUUGCGUCGAAGCAGAGCUAUGUGCUCAAGAUGGACUUACGCUUGAUACCUAUCUUGGGAUGUACAUAUACGAUCCUGUUUUUGGACCGGACCAACAUCGCAAACGCCAGAAUCGAAGGGUUGGAGAAGGGUCUUGGUAUGCCAUCGAACGGCUACAACACAGCUUUGUGGAUCUUCUUUAUCCCGUUCAUCCUGAUCGAAGUACCCAGCAAUCUGAUCAUGGGGUUGCCUCGCGUGCGUCCUAACUGGUUCCUGGGCGGCAACAUGCUCAUCCUUGGAGUCAUAGCGACUUGCCAAGGUUUGACUCAGUCGUACGGUGGGCUGCUUGCGUUGCGGUUCUUGAUGGGAAUAUUCGAGGCGACUCUGCCUGCCGGGGCUGCAUUCUUGAUCAACGAGUACUACACUCGCGCCCAAAUGUCCCUUCGAUACGCAUGCUUCUUUUGCUUCGGUACCCUGGGCCCUUGCAUUAGUGGUGUACUGGCAUAUGGCAUCCGCAAUAUGGACGGCAUCGCCAAUCUAGAAGGCUUUCGAUGGAUCUUCAUCAUUGAGGGCCUUGUAACGAUCUUCGUUUCCUUCUUCGUGUUCGUGUUCGUCCCAGACUUUCCAGAGAGGACCAAUAUCCUAAGCCCUAUAGAACGGGAGCACCUUCUGGCGGUACUCCACCAAGACAAGGGUGAUCAGAAGCUGGAUUUCAAGAGCGUUGACUGGAUGAAGACACUGAGUGACUACAAGAUCUGGUUUCCUACUUUGAUGUUCUUCUGCUGCGAUAUGACAGCAGCUUCGAUGUCUUCUUUCAUUCCUACGAUCCUCACAGAGCUGGGAUGGACAGCUGCAUAUGCGCAGGCUAUGUCAGUGCCCAUCUGGCUGACUGGAAUGGUCUUCCAGGUCACCGGUGCCUUCCUGAGUUGCCGCACAGGAUGGCGCUUCCCGUUCGUCCUAUUUGGUGUCCUCUGGGCUACUAUCGGAUGGAUUAUUCAGAUUGUAUACUCCAAACACGGCAGUGUGUCGGCUGCUGUACGAUACUUUGGACUGUUCUGUAUGAGCGGCGGUACAUUCCUGCAAAUGACCAUGUCCACGGCCUGGAUGUCGAACAACCUUCGUGGGCGCGCUAGUGUCGCUGCAGGAACUGCCAUUGUGCUAGGGUUUGGAAACUGCGCCAAUUUCGUCGCGACUAACGUUUUCAUAAAAGCUGAGGCACCUUACUAUCCAACUGCCUUCAAGACAGGGUUGGCCAUCACCAUAGCCGGCGCUGGGUUCUGCAUGGCUUACGCAGGUUUGCUGUGGCGAUACAAUCAUAGGCUGGCAAAGAAGAGAAUGGAAGCUGGCGGCGAGGAUGACCAGAGAGAAUACAUGUACCAAAUCUAA
Messenger RNA from Ascochyta rabiei, 1626 nucleotides. RefSeq names its product High-affinity nicotinic acid transporter. Gene Ontology annotation, molecular function: transmembrane transporter activity. Gene Ontology annotation, biological process: transmembrane transport. The coding region runs from base 1 to 1626 and encodes 541 amino acids. Lineage: Eukaryota; Fungi; Ascomycota; Dothideomycetes; Pleosporales; Didymellaceae. The record is from RefSeq and is a predicted model, not a curated record. The transcript has 4 exons. Gene Ontology annotation, cellular component: plasma membrane.